Messenger RNA from Folsomia candida, 2806 nucleotides. Its product is annotated as pollen-specific leucine-rich repeat extensin-like protein 2. NCBI's taxonomy places the organism in Eukaryota, Metazoa, Arthropoda, Collembola, Entomobryomorpha, Isotomidae. Gene Ontology annotation, molecular function: chitin binding. Gene Ontology annotation, cellular component: extracellular region. The transcript has 10 exons. The record is from RefSeq and is a predicted model, not a curated record. Bases 33 to 2663 code for a protein of 876 amino acids.
CAACGGUUUAGUUGCAUGCAGACUGAGUCGACAUGUUGAUAUUGUUCCGCUGGUGGUGUGUCGUGCUCGUCUCCCUAAUUUGGGGGGCGACCUUGACAUUAACUCUGGAUCAAGUGAUUAGUAAUACCAGUACCGGUGACAGUAGUGAGUUUGGUAAAAUUGAACAAAGUGUGAGUGGUAAUAGUGGUGCGUCAAUAGUUCGAGUUCGGAAGGCGACGGACAUAAUGGUCAAAGUUAAAUUAAACAAUGGACGUUACCUAUACAGAAAGACGUCUUCAUCGGUCGUACCAACUGUUGCACCGCCAGGAAAAACCCGUGUAGCGAGAGGAUAUGGAACUAAAAAGAGGAGGAAGGGGUACAGUUACAGGAAACCAAGUGGGGGUUAUGUCUACACAACCCCGUCGACGACGACGACAACCACGACACGGCUUCCACCACUGUCUGUGGUGAGUGAAGUGGAGAACGAUUCUUCAUUUGUGACACCAGAUCCAGAUCCCGAAGGAGUUAGACCGGACCGAGACUUUGUUACCGAGCCACCGGAACCUCCAACGCGUCCUCCUUUUGAUCGCAAUGACAUUCGGGAUAACAUCCCAGGAGAACCUGGAUUAGACUACAAAGUGUACAGCAGCAUUCCAGACACAAACUUUUCAUGUGAAGGGAAGACUCCAGGAUUUUAUGCAGAUCCCGAGACUGGCUGUCAAGUGUUCCAUCGCUGCACAGAUGACCCUUGGUACACAGGGCAGGUCAGAGUGACCAUGGACUCAUUUCUUUGUCCGAAUGGGACAUUGUUUAAUCAGCAGAUAUUUGUGUGCGACAAUUGGGCAAAUGUCGAAUGUGAGACUACCAAAGAAUUUUAUCAAUUGAACGAGCAACUUGGGCAACUGGAAGAAACCAAUCUGGGAACUAUUCAGUAUGUUCGCUUUGGGGGUGUCCGCGUGCCACCACCACCAGGAUAUAAAAGGAAUUCUCCCAGAAUUGUGCCAAAAUCUCAACGGAAACCUUUGCCUGAUCAAUACAGGACGAAGCAAACGUACGAUGAGUACGGGGACCUAAUUCAAGAAAAGGGCAAAAGUGCGGGUAAUGGUCAGGGCCUAAGUACUAGCAACAAUAAUAAUGAAGAUCCGGAGAACCUCGCCAAUAAAUUUUUAGAAGUUGAUGGCAGAGGUUUCUCGGAAUUCAGUGCAGGUCGGACACGUCCACACGCACAAAAGGAAAAAGAUCAGGACGAUGGCGAUAAGGACGGAAGCAGUCAGAAUAUUGAGGAAGUGUCGGCGAAACCUCCAAAAAGUAACAGGAAAUCUACGAGAAAAAAUCAAAGGAAAUCGAAAACCAGUACAACGACAACCACAAGCACCACUACCACCACUCCGCCCCCAGAAGAAGAAGAAGCUGACGAUGAGAGCAAUGAAACAGAGGAAAACGAUGGCGACGAAGAAGAAGACGAAGAAACAGAAGAAGAACAAGAAGAGCAACCUGCAGCUACCAAUAGCAAGGACAAUCCUGCUAGCUUCAUAGUGAAUAGACCUCAUGGACAAACGGAUGCGGCCACGCCCCAAGGAAAUCUCCCAAAGGAAGUUCUAGAGCCACCAUCCUUUACCGGAGACCCCGUCGACAGUGAAACACAACGAAGUGCAGAAAAUGGGAAAAAUGAGAAUCCACCUUUACGACCUUCGCCCGAGGAUCCCACGUACAUUCCUCCAAUGACAGUGACGCCCAAGUCGGAGGGAUAUUCCUAUUCGAAACCUACGCAAGGAGACACGUAUCUGCCUCCAAAGAACGAGUAUGGACUGCCUCCUCCUACUCCCUCGUACUUACCACCCACGACCCCACAAACGAGUGGCUACCCCAAUACUCCACCCAGCAAUCCAUACGGACCUCCUCAAAAUAACAAUGCAUACGGGUCAUUUCAGCAACAGCAAAAUUACCAACCACCCCAAAGUAGCAACAAUGCAGGAUAUUUGCCCCCGUCAGGCCAGAACAAUAAUGCUUACCUCCCACCCCAACCUCCACAACAACAACAGAAUCAGGCAUAUGGACCACAUCGGCAAAACAAUAACGCGUAUUUGCCCCCUCAACAGCAAAAUAAUGCAUACAUUCCUCCCAACAACACGUACUUGCCCCCACAACAAGGACAAGGCUAUAACAACAACGCUUACAUUCCACCACCAGCUCAGCAACCAUCUCCUCCUCCGAAUGGUUAUCUUCCUCCCCAGCACAGUACUCCAUCCCCAUACGGACAGCCACCCACAAAUCAACCUCAAUAUCUGCCUCCCGCACCAGAACAACAAUCCCAGUACUUGCCCCCAUCUUCGCAACUAACUCAACAACAGCUCCAAAAUAGGCCCAUCAUUGUUUUACUACUUUCCCCAAAACAGGAUCACGCCAAGGAAAGAUACCUCCCCCCUCCAUCAGCUCAGUACAACAGUAACGGGCCACCCAAUUUGAACACUAAUCAUAACAAUGAUUAUCAAGCCUACGGCGCCGGUGAAACUUUCAUAUUAAGAAAUCUUCAGAACAUGGCAGCCCCUCGCCCUACGGCGCAGUACAAUAGAAGUCCAAGUGGGAAACCUCCAUCGUCGACAACUUUUGAGUUUGUUAACGUUCCUCUAGUUUCAAGUAGUCAUUCUUCGUCAAUUCAGCAAUCCAAAAUUAUAAGUAGAUAGUGUUUCUAAUCAUAAAUAGAUUAAAGAUUUAUUAAAGUGUUCCAUGAAUGCUAGAAGAUAUUUUUGUUACGUUUUUUAAUGCUGAUAAUACUAUUGUCCUCCAAGACAUAAAAUGCACAAAUGAAAUAAAAGAAGAAAUUGAA